UCUUCACAACCAUGUCCAAUCGUCGCGUCUAUAUCGGUCAUCUACCCCCUAACGUCACAAAGACUGAUGUCGAAGAUGUCUUCAAAGGACUAGGUCCCAUCCUGGAUGUUCGUAUCUUGGGCAAUUACGGUUUUGUCGAAUUUGAAUCUUCUCGUGACGCAGAAGACGCCCUAAGAGACUACAACGGUGUUUCCCUCCUCGGUGAAAAUAUCAUCGUUGAAGCUCCCCGUGAGAGACGUAGGGACGCUUACGGUCCUGGCGUCGGAGGGUAUAGAGGUGGGGAUGCACCGCCUCGUGGACCACCGAGAAGGGGCGUGAGAAUCAACGUUGUUGGAAUUCCCGGCAGCACGAGUUGGCAGGAUCUCAAAGACUACGGUCGUCUCGGAAGCAACAUGGUGACCUACGCCGAUGUUGAUAGGUACAAUCCUGGCGUUGGGGUGAUCGAAUACCCCACUAUGGGAGAAGCGGAAGAAGCCAUGAGUCGUUUGGCCGGUGUCGACAUUAAUGGACAGCCUGUCAGGCUCGAGCUCGCUCCAGCAGGUGCCGGUGGUGACGACCGUGACCGUCGUCCUCCCCGUGACUAUGAACGUCCAAGGUACGACGACCGCGGUCCUCCCAGACGAGACUAUGGGGAUUCUUACAACCGCGGUGGUGACUCUUACUCUCGAGGAGGGGGGGAUCAUUAUGGUGGUCGUUCUUCGGGUCGAUACGAUCCUCCUCGAAGGGAUCAUGACCGUGAGCGUGAACCGUACAGGGAAAGAGACAGGGCUAGGAGUCCCAGGAGGGAAGAGAGGUAUGAUCGUUCAUCUGAAUAUAAGAAUGGGGGUUAUUGAAUCUGACAACGGUAAGGUAGGUCAGAGAUCGAUCGAGAUAUGUCCGGCGAUGAGAGAGGGAGAUAACCUAUCUGUGGAGUUGAGGAAGGAACUUUGAGAGAAUGCAACAUUGAAUUGAUGCG
Molecule: messenger RNA, 955 nt
Organism: Tremella mesenterica DSM 1558
Lineage: Eukaryota; Fungi; Basidiomycota; Tremellomycetes; Tremellales; Tremellaceae
Exons: 9
Coding region: 12-833 (273 amino acids)
Cellular component (GO): nucleus; ribonucleoprotein complex; cytoplasm
Molecular function (GO): mRNA binding
Source: RefSeq, a predicted model, not a curated record